Naegleria fowleri is the source of this 1389-nucleotide messenger RNA. RefSeq lists its product as uncharacterized. The record is from RefSeq and is a predicted model, not a curated record. Lineage: Eukaryota; Heterolobosea; Eutetramitea; Acrasida; Naegleriidae. Bases 1 to 1389 code for a protein of 462 amino acids. Gene Ontology annotation, cellular component: membrane. The transcript has 4 exons.
AUGUUUCAUUGGAAUGAAUUCGAACCACAAAAAAAAGCAUUACGCACAAUUUCUUUGUUCUCGCAGGCGCACAGGCGAGAUACUUGCAACAAAAUAAUGCCUUCAUAUAUUGAUAUUGAUACAGGAGAGGAAUCGGGAUGGAGAUCAAGAUUGAGAGCCAUCAAACCUCGAAGGCUCACCUUGACUCGGACCGUUUAUGCAUCAUUCCUAGUGAUUGCCUUUCUCGUGGCUCUCUUUUUAAGGGAAGGAUUAUUUGGAUUUUUUGACAAUGUACCGUUUGGACAAGAUGUAAAAAAUUGGUUUUUAUCGAGUGUACUUUCACGAGUGCAAGGAAAAUAUGCUGUUUAUCGAGUUUGUUUUGGAUGCUUUUGCUAUUAUUUAUUGUUUGCUUUUUUGGCUUCAAGACUUUUCUGUGUAGGAGACAGAGUUCGACUUUAUAUUCAAAACAAAUGGUUUAUAGUGAAGUUACCAUUAUUUACAUUGUUCAUGAUAAUUCCAUUCUUUAUUCCUGAUGUUUUUUUAUAUGGAUUUGCUUGGUUUUCUCUAGUCAUGGCUUGUAUAUUUAUCAUUGUGCAAUUAAUUAUUUUAAUUGAUUUUUCUUUUAGUUCAGCAGAGUGGUUCAGAGCUAAGGGAGACGACUCUUCUUAUGGAUUUUGGGAUUACUUGAUGCUUGCAAUUGCAUUUCUGUUUUACGUUCUCGCUGUUGCGUUUGUUAUAGUUGAAUUUGUGUUCUUUGGAGCAGGGGCAGACUGUCACUUGAAUCGUUUCUUUAUUUCAUUUACAGUGGUGGCAGCGGUGAUCUCGACCAUCAUUGCCAUGGUGUUAAAGAGAGGCAUUUAUCCUACAGGACUAAUCUUUUUAUAUACUGCAUUUCUGUGCUGGUCGGCACUCACUUCUGAUCCAUCAAAGGCAUGCAAUUCUUUGGGAGAUUUCUCACAACAAGGCGGAACCAAUAGCACAGCAAGUUCAAUUAUUACCAUAGUUAUCAGUGUGCUUAUUACAGUUUUUGCAAUUGUUCGAAGUGCCAUAUCAACAGGAUUAAGCUUUUCAAGUUUUUUCACGAUGAGUAGACAUCCAGAUGACAACAAGUCCACCAACAAUGAUGACGACGAAGAGGUGGAUGAGAAUGAUCAAGACGAUGAUGCAAAACGAGCCGAAUGUUCAGAACUAUUCUAUGCUCAUGUAGUUUUCAUGUUUUCCAGUUGUUACAUGUCCUGUGUGUUAGCCAAUUGGGAUAUUCUAAGCAUGCAAGAUGAGCAAUGGUAUGUGGACCAUUCGCUCGCAGCCAUGUGGGUAAAAAUUGCAACUCAGUGGGUCUGUAUGGGCAUAUUUGGAUGGGCUCUCAUUGCACCAAAGGUAUUGAAAAGAUAUCGUGAUUUUGACUAUUAG